Drosophila willistoni is the source of this 1458-nucleotide messenger RNA. Its product is annotated as cell death abnormality protein 8. NCBI's taxonomy places the organism in Eukaryota, Metazoa, Arthropoda, Insecta, Diptera, Drosophilidae. The transcript has 5 exons. Gene Ontology annotation, biological process: phosphatidylserine exposure on apoptotic cell surface; engulfment of apoptotic cell; apoptotic process involved in development. Gene Ontology annotation, cellular component: plasma membrane. The record is from RefSeq and is a predicted model, not a curated record. The coding region runs from base 242 to 1321 and encodes 359 amino acids.
GUUGGUUCCGAUCUCUUUGUUCUUUUUGGAACUGUAAUCCAAGUCGAGUUUAUGAGUAACAAAUGCAUUUCUACCUGCAUUCUACCUGCCACUGUGAUCUAUUAGUGUGUAGUUGUUUGUGUUUUCGAACCAUGAGUUUGUAGCUCAUUGAAAUAUGCUGGAGUAUUGCAAUUGUUAUUGGUGGAUUCCAAAUGUGUGGCAAGGCAAUGUGAUUUAAAUCAAAAUCUUGGAUAAAACAAUAAUGAAGGACACCGGCAAUCAUCGUGAAGAGAUCGGGCCAUCUCCCAAUAUGGGCAUUGCCGAGAUGGUCGAGAUAACUUCAUGUAAUAUAUUUUUUACUGGAUGUGCUGCAAUAAUGCGAUUGAUUUCAAUUGUCGUCAACUGGUAUCUAGUAUUCGAGUACUGGAAGUCGGAAUCGUAUGCCUAUAGUGCCUGGACACUUGCCUCCAUAUUGAUACCGAUGGUAAUCACAUCUAUUAUAUACUCACAUAUUGUAUCCACAGAUCAAACAGGUCAUGGUAGAAUUCUUUAUAGAGGCACUAUGUCAGAUAUAGUAUUAUCAUACUUAUUUCGUGAUGGUUAUACAUUAAACUAUGCAUUAAAUUAUACUCAAGCCAAAAAGCAAGAUAACAAGGAGGGUGAAAUAAGAUACUAUCAAAAGUAUGUUAAGGAAGAAUGCAAUGUCGGCUUUAUACGAUUGUUUGACUCAUUUUUGGAAACUGCUCCUCAAAAGAUAUUACAAUUGGUCAUUGUGCUGCGUUUUAUUAAGACAUUGACAUACUUUCGUGCCUUUACAUUUGUCAUAUAUUUUCUAAGUAUUGCCUGGUGCUUGGUGGCAUAUAAUCGCUCAAAUCGUUUGGUUCAACUGGACAAAUAUGAUAUUGGUACCAAUGGCCUUAUAGUUCAAUUCUUUUUUCUUCUAUGUUUAACUGUUUCCCGCACUUUAUGUAUUGCCUAUGUGGCCAGUAUUUAUCCAUUGGCUACAUUAGCCAUGUGUCUUUGCCAUAUUUUAGUCUGUGGCAGUAUUGUCUUUCUGGUCGAUGCACCAAAAUUGGCCAAUUCUGUGUUUAUGAAUUACCUUUGCUGCAUUACCUUUGGCGUUGUCUAUCUUUUUAUUUUUACUCCCGUUAAGGAUGCUCCAACCAAAUAUAAAUACAUUUACUAUUUAUCCUUUUGUUUAGUACAAAAUAUUACUGCCUGUAUAUUGUUUAUACCUUUGUAUAUAUCUAUUGCCAUUCUAGGAUUAUAUGUGAUUGGCAUUAUUCUAAUGAUAUUUUAUUAUCUAAUGUGUCAUCCGGGCAUCACAUCAACUUUAUAUUAAUGCAAUUAUAUCUAUUUUGAUAAGACUGUUUAUUGUAAAAAGCAUAUAUAUUUAUAUUCAAUUUUACUUUUGUUAGAGUGAAUUGAAUGUAUUGAACAACAACCAUUUAUACAACAAAAUCAAUACUCUUAUUUAAA